This is a messenger RNA of Cantharellus anzutake, 560 nucleotides long. RefSeq lists its product as uncharacterized. NCBI's taxonomy places the organism in Eukaryota, Fungi, Basidiomycota, Agaricomycetes, Cantharellales, Hydnaceae. The coding region runs from base 109 to 273 and encodes 54 amino acids. The record is from RefSeq and is a predicted model, not a curated record. The transcript has a single exon.
CCGGCGCGGGUAGUAAUUGUUCUGUCAUGCUCUAUCUAUAGAGGCUGCUCCAGCCUACUGUCCUGCCUGAUUAUCUCUGCGGACUUCAAGGUUCCGUCGAUUAGAACGAUGAGAGAAAGCUCGCUUCACAUCCAAAAUGUUGUCAAUGACUCAUCUGUUUGUUUGAAGUGGUGCCCCUGGCAAUCCGGCCUAGACCAAACGCAACACUGCAUUCCGAACGGACCAAUCGCAGCGCCUCAUACUGUAUGCGCCAUGGAAUUCUGGAAACCUUGAUGUCCUAGCUGUAUAGGCUGAGUCUUCCUACUCCAGCUCAAAACGUUGGGAUCAUCGAGCCGAUUUGUCGAAUUAGCCUGAUUGUUCAGCAGCGCUCAGUGCCCUUCUCAGCUACACCUCUCUCGAGUAAUUCCCAUAUACCCUUUCUAUCCAGCAUAUUAGACGUCUGUACCGAUCUCUGUAGUAUCAAGUCCAAACUCCAAUGUUAUCACCGUACUGUUGGGCCACAUCACCUACUCACUGUAAUUAAAAUCAAAGCCACAUUGCGCACCUUCGGCCGAGGAUGG